Messenger RNA from Ficedula albicollis (Collared flycatcher), 3355 nucleotides. It is a transcript of the gene DDX46, whose product is annotated as DEAD-box helicase 46. Gene Ontology annotation, molecular function: RNA helicase activity; ATP binding; nucleic acid binding. Gene Ontology annotation, biological process: mRNA splicing, via spliceosome. The coding region runs from base 1 to 3174 and encodes 1057 amino acids. The transcript is spliced from 23 exons. The record is from RefSeq and is a predicted model, not a curated record. Lineage: Eukaryota; Metazoa; Chordata; Aves; Passeriformes; Muscicapidae. Gene Ontology annotation, cellular component: nucleus.
AUGGUGACCAAAAAUAGGGGAUCGGAGGAAGAGGAAACGGUCACAGUCAAGGUCUCUCUGCAUUACCGGAAGCGCUCUGCGUCGCGGGGACGCUCUGGGAGCCGCUCCAGGAGCCGCUCCCCGUCGGACAAGAGGAAACGCGAGGACCGGCGCUCCAGGAGCCGGGACCGGGAUCGCAGGCGGGAGAGGUCGCGCAGCAGGGACAAGAGAAGGUCUCGCUCGCGGGACAGAAAGCGUCAAAGACGUUCAAGGAGUAGAGAAAGGGAACGGAGCCGAGAGAGAAGACGAUCGCGGAGCCGAGAGAGGAGGCGCUCAAGGAGCAGGAGCAGAGGGAGACGGUCUCGAUCUUCCAGUCCAAGCAAGAACAGAAAGACAGAAAACAGAUCAAGAUCUAAAGAAAAGACAGAAGGUGUGGAAGUUUCCAAAGAAAAGAAAAAAGACAAAGAUGACAAAGAGGAAGAGAAGGAUAAAGAUGCUACCACAAAUGCUGUGGCCACUGAGAAUUUUGAUCAGAACAAACUAGAGGAAGAAAUGAGAAAACGAAAAGAAAGAGUGGAGAAAUGGAGGGAAGAACAACGCAAGAAGGCAAUGGAAAACAUAGGAGAGCUAAAAAAAGAAAUUGAAGAAAUGAAACAGGGGAAAAAAUGGAGUUUAGAAGAUGAUGAUGAUGAUGAAGAGGAAACUGCAGAAGGAGAAAAAGAAGGCAGUGAAGUUGAAGAUGAGGAGUUAGAUCCUUUAGAUGCUUAUAUGGAAGAAGUAAAAGAAGAGGUCAAGAAGUUCAAUAUGAGAAGUGUGAAGGGUGGAGGUGGGAGUGAAAAGAAAACUGGACCAACUGUUACCAAGGUGGUAACUGUGGUGACAACCAAAAAGGCAGCUGCUGAGUCAGAAAAGAAGAAAGGGGAGCUCAUGGAGAAUGACCAAGAUGCAAUGGAGUAUUCCUCAGAAGAGGAAGAAGUUGAUCUUCAGACUGCCCUGACUGGCUAUCAGACCAAGCAGAGAAAGCUGCUAGAACCAGUGGAUCAUGGAAAGAUAGAAUAUGAACCUUUCAGGAAAAACUUCUAUGUUGAAGUACCAGAACUAGCUAAAAUGACUCAAGAAGAGGUAAAUGUGUACCGGCUGGAGCUGGAGGGAAUUACAGUCAAGGGAAAAGGCUGUCCCAAACCCAUAAAAACCUGGGUACAGUGUGGUAUUUCCAUGAAGAUUCUCACUGCCCUCAAAAAACAUGGCUAUGAAAAGCCCACUCCGAUUCAAACCCAGGCUAUCCCAGCAAUUAUGAACGGACGGGAUUUGAUUGGCAUUGCUAAAACAGGAAGUGGAAAAACUAUUGCAUUUCUGUUGCCCAUGUUCAGACACAUUAUGGAUCAGAGAGCAUUAGAAGAAGGAGAAGGUCCCAUAGCUGUCAUUAUGACACCUACACGUGAGUUGGCUUUGCAGAUUACCAAGGAGUGCAAGAAAUUCUCAAAGACACUUGGGCUUCGAGUUGUGUGUGUUUAUGGAGGAACAGGAAUCAGUGAGCAGAUCGCUGAACUCAAAAGAGGUGCUGAAAUUAUUGUUUGCACACCUGGACGUAUGAUUGACAUGUUAGCAGCUAACAAUGGUCGGGUGACAAACCUCCGUAGAGUCACAUACGUUGUACUUGAUGAAGCUGACAGAAUGUUUGACAUGGGGUUUGAGCCUCAGGUUAUGCGCAUUGUAGACAACGUCAGGCCUGACCGUCAGACUGUCAUGUUCUCUGCUACUUUUCCCAGAGCUAUGGAGGCCCUGGCUCGCAGGAUCCUCAGUAAACCUAUAGAGGUGCAGGUUGGAGGCAGAAGUGUUGUCUGUUCUGAUGUGGAGCAACAUGUGAUUGUCAUAGAAGAGGAGAACAAAUUUCUAAAGUUACUGGAGCUGCUGGGACAUUAUCAGGAGAAAGGAUCUGUUAUCAUAUUUGUAGAUAAGCAAGAACACGCUGAUGGGUUGUUGAAAGAUUUAAUGAGGGCCUCUUACCCUUGCUUGUCUCUUCAUGGAGGUAUUGAUCAGUAUGACAGGGACAGCAUCAUUAAUGACUUCAAGAAUGGAACCUGCAAACUUCUGGUGGCCACAUCUGUAGCAGCGAGGGGCUUGGAUGUGAAGCAGCUGAUGCUGGUGGUUAAUUACAGCUGUCCCAACCAUUAUGAGGACUACGUGCACCGAGCGGGCCGCACUGGGCGAGCUGGCAAUAAAGGGUAUGCAUAUACAUUCAUUACUGAGGAUCAGGCACGUUAUGCUGGUGAUAUCAUUAAGGCUUUGGAAUUGUCUGGGAAUCCAAUUCCUGCUGAUUUGGAGAAGCUCUGGGCUGACUUCAAAGACCAACAGAAGGCUGAGGGAAAGUUGAUUAAAAAAAGCAGUGGAUUCUCUGGCAAAGGUUUUAAAUUUGAUGAAACAGAACAGGCUUUGGCUAAUGAAAGAAAGAAGCUACAAAAAGCAGCUCUUGGCUUGCAAGAUUCAGAUGAUGAAGAUACAGCUGUUGAUAUUGAUGAACAAAUUGAAAGCAUGUUCAAUUCAAAGAAAAGAGUAAAAGACAUGGCAGCACCAGGCACAUCAAAUGCUCCUACACCAUCAGCUGGGAAUGCAGAAAAAUUGGAAAUCGCAAAAAGAUUGGCUUUGAGAAUCAAUGCACAGAAGAAUCUUGGAGCAGAGGCACAAGUCAUGGUUCCCUUCCACUUCAAGGAUGUGAUGCAGCAGGCUACAAAUGCUAUCCUGAGAGGAGGCACAAUUCAAGCUCCUACUGUGUCUGCCAAGACCAUUGCAGAGCAACUGGCUGAAAAAAUCAAUGCCAAACUCAAUUAUGUACCCAUAGAGAAGCAGGAGGAAGAGAAACAGGAUGGAGGACAGAAUGAAUCCUUCAAAAGAUAUGAAGAAGAAUUGGAGAUCAAUGACUUCCCACAGACUGCCAGAUGGAAAGUUACCUCCAAAGAAGCACUGCAGAGAAUCAGUGAAUAUUCUGAAGCUGCUAUUACAAUCAGGGGAACUUACUUCCCUCCAGGCAAAGAACCCAAGGAAGGAGAACGAAAGAUUUAUUUGGCUAUAGAAAGUGCCAAUGAAUUGGCUGUACAGAAAGCAAAGGCAGAAAUCACACGACUCAUAAAAGAGGAGCUCAUCAGAUUGCAAAAUUCUUACCAACCAACCAACAAAGGAAGAUACAAAGUUCUAUGAGCAUUUGGAGUUACCUGCCUGCUAGCAACUGGUGCGUGAAACUGUGUGGCUUCUGUUGUUUUUGCUGUUUACACUGCUUAUUGUAAAUUAAGAAAUUUUUUUAUUUCAUCUUGCGGACAUUUUUUUAACAGAAAAUUGAUACCUGCUGAAGCAUCUUAAUUCUCUCCCCUAAAGUUAUCAG